This is a messenger RNA of Pan troglodytes (chimpanzee), 1344 nucleotides long. RefSeq names its product GDP dissociation inhibitor 1 (gene GDI1). The transcript has 11 exons. Gene Ontology annotation, molecular function: Rab GDP-dissociation inhibitor activity. Gene Ontology annotation, biological process: protein transport; vesicle-mediated transport; small GTPase-mediated signal transduction. The coding region runs from base 1 to 1344 and encodes 447 amino acids. NCBI's taxonomy places the organism in Eukaryota, Metazoa, Chordata, Mammalia, Primates, Hominidae. Gene Ontology annotation, cellular component: cytoplasm. The record is from RefSeq and is marked provisional.
AUGGACGAGGAAUACGAUGUGAUCGUGCUGGGGACCGGCCUCACCGAAUGCAUCCUGUCGGGCAUCAUGUCUGUGAACGGGAAGAAGGUGCUGCACAUGGACCGGAACCCCUACUACGGGGGCGAGAGCUCCUCCAUCACACCCCUGGAGGAGCUGUAUAAGCGUUUUCAGUUGCUGGAGGGGCCCCCUGAGUCGAUGGGCCGAGGCCGAGACUGGAACGUUGACCUGAUUCCCAAAUUCCUCAUGGCUAACGGGCAGCUGGUAAAGAUGCUACUGUAUACAGAGGUGACUCGCUACCUGGACUUCAAGGUGGUGGAGGGCAGCUUUGUCUACAAGGGGGGCAAGAUCUACAAAGUGCCGUCCACUGAGACUGAGGCCUUGGCUUCCAAUCUGAUGGGCAUGUUUGAGAAACGGCGCUUCCGCAAGUUCCUGGUGUUUGUGGCAAACUUCGAUGAGAAUGACCCCAAGACCUUUGAGGGCGUUGACCCCCAGACUACCAGCAUGCGUGACGUCUACCGGAAGUUUGAUCUGGGCCAGGAUGUCAUCGAUUUCACUGGCCAUGCCCUGGCGCUCUACCGCACUGAUGACUACCUGGACCAGCCCUGCCUUGAGACCGUCAACCGCAUCAAGUUGUACAGUGAGUCCCUGGCCCGGUAUGGCAAGAGCCCGUAUUUAUACCCGCUCUACGGCUUGGGCGAGCUGCCCCAGGGUUUUGCAAGAUUGAGUGCCAUCUAUGGGGGGACAUAUAUGCUGAACAAACCUGUGGAUGACAUCAUCAUGGAGAACGGCAAGGUGGUGGGCGUGAAGUCUGAGGGAGAGGUGGCCCGCUGCAAGCAGCUGAUCUGUGACCCCAGCUACAUCCCGGACCGUGUGCGGAAGGCUGGCCAGGUUAUCCGCAUCAUCUGUAUCCUUAGCCACCCCAUCAAGAACACCAACGACGCCAACUCCUGCCAAAUAAUCAUCCCCCAGAACCAGGUCAACAGGAAGUCAGACAUCUACGUGUGCAUGAUCUCCUAUGCACACAACGUGGCGGCCCAGGGCAAGUACAUAGCUAUUGCCAGCACUACUGUGGAGACCACGGACCCUGAAAAGGAGGUGGAGCCGGCUCUGGAGCUGUUGGAGCCCAUAGACCAGAAGUUUGUGGCUAUCAGUGACUUGUAUGAGCCCAUUGAUGAUGGUUGUGAGAGCCAGGUGUUCUGUUCCUGCUCCUACGAUGCCACCACACACUUUGAGACAACCUGCAACGACAUCAAAGACAUCUACAAACGCAUGGCUGGCACGGCCUUUGACUUUGAGAACAUGAAGCGCAAACAGAACGACGUCUUUGGAGAAGCUGAGCAGUGA